Racocetra fulgida is the source of this 350-nucleotide messenger RNA. NCBI's taxonomy places the organism in Eukaryota, Fungi, Glomeromycota, Glomeromycetes, Diversisporales, Gigasporaceae. The record is from the annotation of a GenBank genome assembly.
UACGGCGAGGAAGGGUUAAAACAACACGGUUCUGGCGGUACAAAUUUUCAUAAUCCGUUUGAUAUCUUUGCUAAAUUCUUUGGUGGAUCGGGACACUUUGGUGAUUCUCAUUCGCAGACUGAGCGUCAAGGACCAAAUAUAGUCAUGGAUAUAGAAGUAGAUUUAAAAGAGUUAUAUUUAGGAACUCAAGUUGAAGUGGACAUUUCCAAACAAGUUAUUUGCUCAGAUUGUAGAGGAAGUGGUGCUAAAAGUGAAGAUGAUGUUAUAACAUGCGAUGCUUGUGGUGGACGAGGUGUUAAAGUAGUUAAACAGAUGCUUGGACCAGGAAUAUUUCAACAAUUCCAUUCCAC